AUGGCUCCGUCGCGAGUGAACAUUGCAAGAGAGCACAUUCUCAACCUCCAACCCGCACCCAUUCCCGAACCAGGCAUCGUUCUUCAGAUCCGCACAGGCAAGAAGCAAGCUCUCGGACCGCACGAAAGUGCCAUUGCCAAACAUCCCAUCGAAGGCCUCAUCUUCGCGAGCGAGACCGGUCUGACAGGCGAUGAGCACGUCUAUCGUUUUCACGGCGGUACCGAGAGGGCUUUGCACCAAUACAAUGCCAACCACUACGCAGACUGGCGAGCAGAAGACCCGCCACAGCCGGAGUUGUUCGAUAUAGGAGGUUUUGGCGAAAAUCUCACCACCACGAAUAUGAACGAGGAGAAUGUGUGCGUCGGCGACUUGUAUCAGUUGGGCGAGCAUGUGCUUCUGCAAGUCAGCGAACCGCGGAAUCCGUGCUACAAGUUGAAUGUGCGAUUUGCGUGGGAUCGCGCGUUGAAGCGUAUCCAGCGUACAGGACGUGUGGGGUGGAAUUAUCGCGUGCUACGAACGGGAUACAUUCAAACCGGCGAUAGCAUCUCGCUCGUCGAACGUCCGCAUCCGCUAUGGUCGGUGAUGAAUGUCCAACGUGUCAUUCAAGCGCCAUCUGUACCUCUGCGGCUUCUCGAAGAGUGCAGUGAGCUGGAAGUGCUCACAGACAAAUUCCGGGGCUUAGCUGCGCGGAGACUGGAAGCUGCUUCGAAGCGGUAUACCGUGGUGGACAUUACAAGGAUUACGCCCCGGGUGAAACAAUUCACUUUUACCCUUCGUGAGCCCCUGAGGCUUUCGAAUCCGGCGUUCUCACCUUUUGCUUUUGCUCAUAUUCGCUUUGGUCCCGACUUUGGUUUCGCUCGAGCAUAUUCUAUCGUCUCGGGGGACUUGCGGACGUUUCAGCUAGGUGUUGCACUCGACGAGCACUCUCGUGGUGGGUCCGAGUAUCUGCAUCAUCAACUCCAGAUGGGAGACGAGAUUGAAAUGGUUUCCGGCGCGAAUCCGAGAGCCGUGGCUGACGAAGAGAUGUGCAACGAGAAACAAUGUGUCAGCCAUCGUCUCGUCAUUGUCGGUGGAAUUGGUAUUACAGCCUUUCUGCCUGCAAUCACACAAUGGCAACAAGAAGGUCUAUCCUUUGAAAUCCACUACGCAGUCCGAAGCGAUGAGGAUGCGGCGUUUACAACAACAUCAACAACAAGAAGUAGUACUACUGGUAGUACCAGUACUGCUACUCUACCCCCAGAAGCAACGCACAUCUACUCCAAAGCACACAACCAACGCAUGGACCUCACCGCCCUAAUCCCUCCACCCCUCACCCGCACCAAAAUCUACUGCAGUGGCCCCACCCGACUCCUCCAACAAUGCCAACAACUUACAACCGAAUUACACUACCCCACUCACAUGACCCAUUUCGAAAAUUUCCAGCAGUCAUCAUCAUCAUCAUCACCCAACAGCAGCAAUCGAGGCGCCCCCUUCACCGUGCAAAUCCACGAGCCCGAAACCGGCCGCAAAGAAAUUCUUCAUGUGCCUGCGGAGAAGAGUUUGUUGCAAAUUUUGAGAGAAGCGGGAUUCGAGAAUGUCAUGUCGAGUUGUGAGACGGGUGCGUGUGGAGCUUGUAGGGUUACGCUGUGUAAGGGAGAAGUGGAAUUUAGGAGUACGGUGUUGAUGGAGGGGGAGAGGAAGAGGGCUUUGCAGAGUUGUGUGGAUCGGGGGGUGGGGAGGAUUGAGAUUGAGAUCGAUUGAUUGAGGUAGAUGGAUGGCGUUUUGAGGAGAGGUUUUGGGUGAUGCGUGGAUCCGGAUUAUGAUGAUGCGUGGGGAUUGGGUGGGUUUCUUCGAAAAGGGUUGAUAUUGGAUCAAGGGAUUGCUAGGCAUACGCACGAGUAGAUCUAUACUGGUGUGGAGGAUGUGCCUCAGCCUAUCGAAGCAGCACAACAGUAUGAUCGUACGGAGUCAAUGAGGGAGAGAUCAAUUAGAGGCUUGGAUGGAUGAUAAUAAGAUGAGAGAAGAG
This is a messenger RNA of Sphaerulina musiva SO2202, 2005 nucleotides long. Its product is annotated as PK beta-barrel-protein domain-containing protein-like protein. The record is from RefSeq and is a predicted model, not a curated record. Gene Ontology annotation, molecular function: oxidoreductase activity; pyridoxal phosphate binding; 2 iron, 2 sulfur cluster binding. Bases 1 to 1740 code for a protein of 579 amino acids. The transcript has a single exon. Lineage: Eukaryota; Fungi; Ascomycota; Dothideomycetes; Mycosphaerellales; Mycosphaerellaceae.